Messenger RNA from Nicrophorus vespilloides, 3597 nucleotides. RefSeq lists its product as uncharacterized. Lineage: Eukaryota; Metazoa; Arthropoda; Insecta; Coleoptera; Silphidae. The record is from RefSeq and is a predicted model, not a curated record. The coding region runs from base 1 to 3597 and encodes 1198 amino acids. The transcript has 5 exons.
AUGAUGUUUCUGAAGUUAAUUGGAUUGUUAGUAAUUGCUACAAUAAUUAAGUCUGAAGCUUAUGAGGAAGGUGAACAAUAUGUGGAUUAUUAUUCUCAUCCAAAAUACACUUUUUCUUAUGGAGUUGAAGACUUUAAGACUGGAGAUUAUAAAAUGCAUAAAGAAGAGAGAAAUGGAGAUGUUGUGAAAGGAGAAUAUAGAGUGGCUGAUCCUAAUGGAUCAAUUCGCACUGUAACUUAUACAGCUGAUAAAGAACAUGGGUUUCAAGCUGUUGUUAAACAAUCUGAACCUAUUGAAGCUUCUCAUAUAUUGAAUGAAAAUCAAGAAGCUUUUGCUGAGCAUAAGCAGAAUGAAGAAUUCUCUGCAUCUUCUCACUAUAAUUAUUAUCAUGAUGGUUUAUCCAGACAAUCAAAACCAGAUGAUUCCAAGCAGCAAAUAUUAUCUAAAUACACUCCAUCUUUAAAUAGUGAUAAGUACUUGCAUAGAUUUGCUGAUGAUUCUGAUAAGAAGAAUAAAAUGCAAAAUCAAGACAUUAGUAUUUAUCCCAGCAACAAACGUACAUCUCAGAUUAAGUAUAAUCAACAAGACGACAAAAACCAUGAAAUUGAAACACCAAAAACACAUUAUUUUGCUACUGGAAUCGAUAAGACUAACGUAAAACAAAUUGAAGCAAUUGAAUAUCCAAAGAUUAAAGAAUCGGCUUUUCAAUUUGUUCCAAAAUUAAAUGCUGCAAAAUCAGAAGAUAAGAAAGUAAAAAAUGUUGCUCAGCAAUUUAACUUUGAAUAUCCAGCUUUGAAAAUGGAAUAUGAGAAUUAUAAUCCAACUGAACAAUUAUAUUAUGAAUCAAAACCAAAAACGCAGUCGUCUUAUUUUCCAGUAGACUUUCAAAAUAAUUAUGGAUACAAUUUGAAGCAGAAUGUUAUUAAAAAACCAUCAGGUUCCCAACAAAAUGCUGCUGAGUUAAAGCAAAGUGUACCUCAGUUAUACUAUCCUAACUAUGGUUAUAAUGAAGCUACUAAAGAUGAUUAUCUACAAUUGUUUCAACAGCCACAAAAUGGUAAGAUCAAAAAUCAAGACGUUUUCAAGAAAUUAGAAGAACAUAAACCAGAGUAUUCAUAUCAAAGUGUGGUUAAUGGUAAAAGUCAAGUAAAGUCCAAGGUAACUCAAGAUACCAAAACUGAAAAACAAAGCAAACCACAUUUAUAUUCUACUCAACAACAGCAACCUAAAAGUGUUUCCAAGAAGGAAGAACAGAAGCCUGCUAUCUCAUACCAAACAGUAAUUAAUGGACAGAAGUCUCGUUUAGGUAAUAAACAAGACAAUGCUAAAUACUAUCAAGUAAAUCAAGGACCCGCAUUUUCAUUCAGUCAAGAAGCAGAGAAGCAACAAGUUUAUACACCGCAUAUUUACAAUACUGACCAUCAAAAAUACGAAUUAACUUCUCCAUAUGAAAGUGUAGUAAAUAGAAAAUCUCAGGAAAAUUCCAAAUUACUUGGGUUGUUAAUAAUCGCUACAGUAAUUAAGUCUGAAUCUUAUGAAGAAGCUGAUAAACAUGUGGAUUAUUAUGCUCAUCCUAAAUACACUUUUUCUUAUGGAGUAGAAGACUUUAAGACUGGAGAUUAUAAAACGCACAAAGAAGAAAGAAAUGGAGAUGGUGUUAAGGGUGAAUACAGAGUGGCUGAUCCGAACGGCUCAAUUCGUACUGUAACUUAUACAGCUGAUAAGGAUCAUGGAUUUCAAGCUGUUGUCAAACAAUCUGAACCCAUUGAAGCUUCUCAUACAUUGAAAGAAAAUCAAGAAGCUGUUGCUGAGCAUAAGCAGAACGAAGAAUUAUCUGCAACUUCUCAGUACAAUUAUUAUCAUGAUGGAUCCACACAAUCAAAAGCAAAUGAUUCUAAGCAGAAGGCAUUAUUUAAAUACACUCCUUCUUUAAUUAUUGAUAAGUACUUGAAUAGAUUUACUGAAAAAUAUGAUAAGAAGGAUGAAAUGCAAAAGCAAGAAAUUAUGAAGAAUAUUUAUUCAUACAACAAACAUAUUCCACAGUUUCAGACAAAUCAACAAGAGGACAUCAAGAGUGCAAGUGAAACACUAAAAACAAAAUAUUUUACAACUGGAAAUACGAAAAAUGUAAAUAAUGAACAAACUGAAGUAUUUAAACAAUAUCCGCAAAUGGAAGAACCAAUUUUUCAAUUUGUUCAUAAAGAAUUUCCAAAAGUAAAUGCUGUAAAAUCUCAAGAUGGAAAAGUGAAAAAUGUUGCUCAACAAUUUAACUCUGAUUUCAAAUUGGUAAACCAAGAUUACAAUCCAAGUGUAACUGAAUAUUAUGCACCACAGCGUAUGGAAAAGCCAAAUACUCAAUCAACUUAUUUUCCUGUAGAUUUUCAGACUAAUUAUGAAUUCAACUUUAAGCAGAAUGCAGUUCAAAAACCUUCAGGUUUCUAUCAAAAUGCUGCUGAUUUAAAGCAAAAUGAACCUCAGUUGUUCAAUCCUAAAUAUGGUUAUGAUGAAACUACUAAACAAGAUAAUCUAAAAUUAUUUCAACAACCACAAGAGAUGAAAAAUCAAAAUAUUUCUAAGAAAGUAGAAGAACAGAAACCGGCCUAUUCGUACCAAAGUGUUUUAAAUGGGAAAUCUCAUCAACUUUCUAAGGUAACUCAGGAUACUGAACACAACCAUCAGUAUAAAUCUUUAAUUAAUAAGCAAGAGAAGCCUCAAUUAUAUUUUUCUCAGCAACAGCAGCUUAUAUUUAAAAAACCUGUUGUUACACAAGAAAAGGUUAAAUACAAUCAAGUAUCAGCACUAAAUCAAGGAGAUGAAUUUAAAGUUGUACAAGAAGUACAACCGUUUUAUUUACAAAAAAUCGACAAUAGUAAAAGUCAAGAAAAUGUACUGGCCUAUCCAUAUCAAAGUAAUGUAUACGGAAAAUCUCAGGAUAAACCAAAGACAGAUUAUGAUACUGAUCGUAAUCAAGAAUAUGAAACUUUAAAUAAGGAGUAUAAUUCUCAAAAACAACAACGGAAUGUAAAUUUAAUGGAAGAAGUGCAAAAACCUGCUAUUUCCUAUCAAACUAUUAUCAAUGGAUAUAAGUCUUUGGAAAAUACACAAGAGAAGGUUAAAUAUAAUCAAUUAUUGGUAUUGUUCAUUAUCACGACAGUAAUUAAGUCUGAAACUCAUAAGAAAGAUGACAAACUUGUUGAUUAUUUUGCACCUGCUAAAUACACUUUUUCUUAUGGAGUAGAAGACUUUAAGACUGGUGAUUAUAAAAUGCAUAAUGAAGAAAGAAAUGGAGAUAGUGUUAAAGGAGAAUAUUCAGUGGUUGAUCCAGAUGGAUCAAUUCGAACUGUGAGUUAUACAGUUGAUAAAGAACAUGGUUAUCAAGCUGUGGUUAAGCAAUCUGAACCAUUGAUAGUUUCUACUGAAUUAAAAGAAAGUCAACGAAUUAAUACCCAAAAUAAGCUAUCAACUAAAUCUUCUGAGUAUAAGCAUCAAUCUCAUGGAUCUUCAAGUGAAUCAUAUAAUCCUGAUUUUAAUGGUGAAGCCUUUUCUAAACAAACUCCAAUUAAUUUGGUUAAUUCCACUGAGAAUGCUCAUGAAUAA